Messenger RNA from Trichobilharzia regenti, 2611 nucleotides. The record is from the annotation of a GenBank genome assembly. NCBI's taxonomy places the organism in Eukaryota, Metazoa, Platyhelminthes, Trematoda, Strigeidida, Schistosomatidae.
UUUACUUUCUAAAAUUUUCAUGAUUAACUGCCAAACAUUUAACUAAGAUAUUUUUGAGUUUUCUUUAUCCUACUGUUUCUAGAAAAAAAGGAUUUUGGCGACUAAUGUACAAAUUCUCACUACCUAUCAUUAAUAUUGUUACACUGACAAAAUUAUAUUGAAGUACUUAACAUUUUAUAAUGUGAAAACAUUGACACUCUCGGUGGAAUAUGACUACGUAAUGAGAUUUCUGUUUUUAAUUGUGAUUAUUAUGAUGGUUGCUAUUCAAAGUAACAAACUAUCUGAUCCGAACUGUCGAUGUUACAUAUUUAACAGUGGGAUGCAUAAAUCUGGUACAUUUAAAACACCAUUUUAUCCAAAAAAGUAUCCAUAUGAAUUGGAUUGUUUAAUGUAUCGUUUUCAAGGACUACCGACAGAACUGGUCAAGCUUACAUUUUGGAGUUUCAGUUUAAGAAAGCCUAUUGAUAAAAAGUGUAUUGACUAUGUAGACAUGUUUACUACAAUUGAUCCAGAUAUACUGGCAUCAACAGAGCCCAAGUCAACUUUAUCGUCUUUCACUCAUACACUUACUAAACAUGAACAAAUACCACGAAAUGGGUCUACAAAUCACUACCGUCCAGCUGAUUAUAGACUUUGUGGAGAUUUGGAAGAUUUCCCACAGAAUGAUUUUUAUUCAAUCAGCUCUAUUUUAAUACUAAUAUUUCAUACAGCCUCUAGGACAUCUGAUGUACGACAUGGUCAACCAAUGGGAUUUAUCGGUCAGUUUUCCUUUAAUCUAAAAAGUAAUUAUCUUUCAGACGGAAAACUUAAAGAAAAUACAAAAUGUAAUUAUGAAUUUCAAAGUGUGGAUACGGCAAAUGGUACCCUUAAAUACGGAAAUUUUUUCUCUCCUCAAUAUCCAAGUAAUUAUCCACCGAAAAUAACAUGUCAGUACAAUUUCAAAGCAGAAAAACACGAACGUGUAAUUCUAACAUUUCGUUCUAUUCGACUGAAACCUACUGCACGUGAUGAUCUUACCGGUAAUGUUGAAAGAUGUGGCACAUGGAAUCACCUCCCUUUUCAGCAUGAUUUCAUUACUGUUUCUGAAGACUAUGAGGAAACCACAAAGACUCUGGCACGAAUCUGCAGUAAUCUGAUGAAUAUUCAAUUAGUUUCGCACACCUCAAAUUUGAAAAUGGAUUUCAUCAGUCAUAACCCUAUAUACCAAGGUCAAGGAUUUCGAGGGACGUACGAAUUUGUUCAUGAAUCUCGAGUGAAUCCUUCACCAUUCUUAAGUGAAGGAGAAGAAGAUGGACAAGUUGACUCCAGUAAGAAUGAAGAAGAAAGUCAAGAGUUAUCACAAACAAAUACCAACAAGUCUAGAUUAUUGGUUGCUGAUGCUGGUUUCUCUUCAUCAAGAAAUAUGCAUUUUCGUGAAGUUGACGAUUUAAUACAUUCUGACCUAAUGGAUGCUCAGUAUAGUAGUCAGUCUAAUUCCGAUAUGGAUUCAAAAUAUGUACAAAGAAAACUGAUCUUAUCUUCAGGUCCUUCAAAUCAUACCCAAGGAUUUAUUCUUUCUCCUAACUUCCCUCAACCUUAUCCACCGUCCACAACAAUAGUGUACACUUUCAUAGGUCAACCGACAGAAAAAGUGAUGGUUAAAUUUUUGUAUAUGCGACUUGGAAAUUCUAACAGUUGUGAAAACACUUCAAUGGGUGAUCGUGUCCAGUUGUUUGAUGGCAUGAAUAUGGAAGAUCCGUUAAUUAUUGAAUAUUGUGAAAACAAGGUGGUAUUUCGUAAUAGACCUGAAAUGCAUAUAACCACUGAAUCAGAGUAUUUUCGUUCAUCUGGAUAUAUAAUGACAUUACGAUUUAAAAGUGAUGGAAUGACUGGACCUGAUGAACUGGGAUUUAAACUGUAUUAUAAUUUUGAACAAGUUCAACAUGAGAUCAGGUAUAAUAAAGCAUCUAGUACAUCCUUGAACCAACAGAUUGGUGAAGGUAUAAGGAAAAAACCAUACAGUGGCUCAAAUGCUGUUCAUACCUUCUGGACCGGUGUCAUCUUACCGGUAAUAGUGCUAACAACAACAACAACAGUGAUCUUAAUAAACUAUCAAAGAUGAUUUAAUCAACUAUUUAAGUUAUUCAACUCAUUCUACUUCAAAUUGCCUCAAUACAUCUAUUUAAGUUGUCCAUUGUACAAUAUACUCAAAAGAAAAGUGAACUAAAGAAGCAGAAUCCGCCAUAUUUUUGAUUAAUUACAUUGACAACAAUAAGAACAAUCGUAAUAGCUGUCGUUCAUAUGAAUGAACCUUAAGCUUUACAUUUGUUUGAUUCCAUCUUUCAUUGUCUCUUAACUAUUGUUCAGCGCUUGGAUGAAAUCUCCGUAUUUUCUGAGUUAAAGUCAUUCCAUAUAUAUGUAUUCUUAAUUGUAUAUAUUUAUAAAAUCUAGUGUAUUACAGUAGAUAUUACCAACCAAGUUUUUCUAACUUAAUGAAUUCAUACUUGAACAGAUGUGUAAAUAAUUUGCAUAUUUUGUGGUUUUUCCUUUAAUUAGAAUGAUGAAGUUUUUUUUUUGUUUUUUCAAUAUACUUUACAAAAGAGAUGCUAGAAAUACAUAUCAAAGAAUUUAC